Mangifera indica (mango) is the source of this 1174-nucleotide messenger RNA. RefSeq names its product probable carboxylesterase 17. The coding region runs from base 58 to 1071 and encodes 337 amino acids. The transcript has a single exon. NCBI's taxonomy places the organism in Eukaryota, Viridiplantae, Streptophyta, Magnoliopsida, Sapindales, Anacardiaceae. The record is from RefSeq and is a predicted model, not a curated record. Gene Ontology annotation, molecular function: hydrolase activity.
AGUCUCCUCACUCAAUGCUCAAAUCCACUCAAUUUAACACAUUUCUCUUCUUCCACCAUGGUUCGCGAGCUCAAAAUCGUUGAAGAAGUCUCCGGCUGGCUGAGAGUCUUCGAAGACGGUUCCGUUGACCGCACCUGGUCCGGCCCUCCAGAGAUCAAGUUCAUGACGGAACCGGUGCCCACCAACUCCCAGUUCGAGGACGGCGUCGCCACCGGCGAUGUGACCAUCAACCCCACUUCCGGCCACCGCGUCAGAAUAUAUAAACCCGAAGAAGCACUAGAAAACCAAACCAAGCUCCCAAUUGUGCUUCAUUUUCAUGGCGGUGGAUUUUGCAUAAGUGAAGCCAGUUGGUCUAUGUACUAUAAUUUUUAUACUAAACUUGCGAAAUCCGUCCCGGCGAUCAUAGUGUCCGUCUAUCUCCGCCUGGCUCCGGAGCACCGCCUCCCGGCCGCCUGCGACGACGGCUUCGAAGCCCUCCUCUGGCUUCAGUCCCUGGCUGAGGGCCGCAAACACGAGCCCUGGCUCAACGAAAGCGGAGACUUCAGCCGAGUGUUUCUCAUUGGAGACAGCGCGGGAGCAAACAUAGUGCAUGACGUGGCAGCACGUGCGGGGAAAUUGCUGCCCGACACGGGUCCGUUAAAAUUAGCAGGUGCGAUCCCGAUCCACCCGGGUUUUCUCCGGGCUAAACGGAGCAGGUCGGAGUUGGAGCAGCCCCAGUCACCUAUGUUAACGCUUGAGAUGGUGGACAAGUUUAUAAAACUGGCGUUGCCGUUAAACAGCACUAAGGAUCAUCCCUUGACAUGUCCAAUGGGGGCAGAUGCGCCGCCGUUGGAGGGGCUGAAACUGCCGCCGUAUCUACUGUGGGUGGCGAAGAAUGACUUGUUGAAAGACACGGAAAUGGAGUUUUAUGAGGCCAUGAAAAAGGCAGGAAAAGACAUCGAGUUGAAGAUGAAUGAUGGGAUGGGCCACAGCUUUUAUUUAAAUAAAAUGGCGGUGGAUACGGACCCCCAAACGGGUGCCCAAACUUCUCGUCUUCUUCAAGAAAUUUCAGAGUACAUAAGAAGACAUUAAUAAGUGUUAUUGUUAAACUCUAUUUUUAUGAUGAUGUAUUUGUGGCUUGUUGUAUUGCCGUAUCAGUCUAAAUAACAAUAAAAAAAAAAUUAUGUUGUUUUAA